Molecule: messenger RNA, 1511 nt
Organism: Cantharellus anzutake
Lineage: Eukaryota; Fungi; Basidiomycota; Agaricomycetes; Cantharellales; Hydnaceae
Exons: 4
Coding region: 127-1437 (436 amino acids)
Source: RefSeq, a predicted model, not a curated record
CUCUCACGUGCUUUUGAGCGUGCGUCGGCAGAAGCUUGGCGCCCAGCUCAUAAGUCACAAGCCUCACUGCUAGACGCUGGAUUCGCGUCUUACAUAAGUCCUUUACGUCGUGUUACUACUAAGUGGAUGGGGGACAUGGCGCCAAUACCUUCGAAGUUUCUUCCACAGAUUCGACGGGACAAAUUUGAAUCUGAUGCCCUCGAGAUUGCUCUGGAUCAGCUUGAUAAAUGUAUGAGGAAGGGAACGAAGCGGCUGUCCUCUGUGGACGAAACAUCCAUGGACGAUUUUGAGCGAACGUAUGCUAUCCAAUGGCUCACGAAUCUUCUUCGGGUGAUUUGCGUUGAUGGUGCGAAUCGACCUGCAACUGAAGACAGAUCAAACGAGAGAACAGAGUCUCUCCUAAGCCGUGCUGCGGAUCUCCUAAUGAUAUCUUCUGGGUCUUCCGCCUUAUCGUCUGCCCUCCAGACUUUCACGAUGACUCUCGGCGAAAAGCUAAGCAAGGAUGGAACCACACUUUCGCCGUCGUCGCCGCCGAUUGAAAUCAGUAUUAAUGAUGGCUCUAUUAACUCGCAUGACCUCCCUGGAGCUGUGGGGAUGCAGACAUGGGGGAGCGCCAUGAUGCUUGCCAAGCGUAUAGCAGAGGACCCCAAUGUAUUCAUACCUCUCUGCAAUCCACCGUCUUUCCCGAAUCGUUUCCAUCAGCGACCCCUUAGGAUUCUGGAGCUCGGCGCUGGGACGGGACUAGUCAGCCUUGCUGUCGCGAAGAUUGCUUCAUUGAUCUGCGAUCGCCAGGCACGUUCUUCGAUCAAUGGAAUCGCCGUUGAAAUUUUUGCAACGGAUUACGAUCGAGCCGUUCUGUCUAAUCUUCGUGACAACAUACGCCGCAACGAAUCACUCAAUGGAUGCGUGUCUCUCAAAGCUUGUUCACUAGAUUGGGAACAAUACUACCAGCUACGGAUGGGUCGCGAUGGAAACACGAAAGAAGAUUUCCGUGGGGUAACCGAUCCUGAAGGGGAAAAGAUGCGGGCGCAUUCGUUCGAUCUCGUACUCGCUGCGGAUGUUGUCUACGAACUCCAACAUGCAGAGUGGUUGAAAGCGACUGUGCAAUCCCUGCUCAGGUAUCCUGGACACGAUGCCACAACUACAUCUCAAUCCGUUAAUAAUCCUCUUUUUCACCUUGUUGCUCCUAUCCGCCACACACAUCGUGCGGAGUUAGAAUCAAUCGUCCAAGUAUUCUCACCUUAUGCGACGCCAGCACCAGACUCGCGCGGUUGUGCUGCUCAGUAUCGGUUAUCAAUACUCCGCAGUCACCAUAUCGACGAUGGAGAAGAGAAUGGCUUUAUAUGGUAUGAAAUUGGAUGGGUAUCAGAACAAUAUUUUCCUGCGGCCACUGUUUUGAACGAGCAGAUUGACAAAUUCAAUUUUCCAUUGCUGUAAUACAUGUACAUAUGCAGUUGCACCGUCUAAUCGGUUCAUGUAAGAAUAGCGUGAGCACGAUUAAAUUACCCUCA